GGAGCGGUCCCAAACAUCGAGGUGCGCGUCUCAUCUCUGGUCAAACCUCUGGUCUAGUGACACCGACCGACCGCCACCAUGGGCUGCAUCCAGAGCCUCAUCUGCAAGCCGCGGCGCCUCCGCCGAGAAAACAUCGUGGUGGAGGAGUUCUCGGCCACGAUCGACUCCACGCCGACCGUAGUUGAGGAGUCGUCGCCCAUCGUGCUGCGCUACAAGACGCCCUACUUCCGUGCGUCGGCUCGACUCGUCGUGCCCCCGAUCCCGCCGGGACAGACGUGGGUCGUGGGCUUCGUGCAGGCGUGCGACCACAUGGAGUUCCACAACGUCUACGGAGAGCUGGGAAUCAGAUCGAGCUGGGAGCUGCCGGCGCUGCGGGACGGGCACGUCUCGGCCAUCUCCGACUCGGACGGCGUGAGCUACCCGUGGUACGGCAACACCACCGAGACCGCGAGCAUGUCGGCUUCCCCAAGGGGCGGCGGCAACGGCGGCGGCGGCGGCAGCAACAACAACAACAACGGCAGCAGGAAGCCGAUCCGCGUGCACGUCAGCAUGAACGACAACUUCUACCCCAGCGUCACGUGGGCCGUGCCGGUUAACGCCGGCGGCGCCGGCGGCGGCGAUGCGGGCACGGCGCCACCGACGCCGUGGCUCAGCCGCGUGACCCGCGACCAGACGUUCACCACGUGGCUGGUGGCACUGAACCCCGACACGCGCGAGCGCCUGGUGCUGCGCACCGUGCGCUGGCGGGUGCGGCUGCGCAUCGACGUGGAGCCCUGGCGGCCGCUGGGGCAGCGCGCGCGCCUCGUGGGCCCCGCGCGGCAGGAGCAGCCGCUGAUUCUGCCGCGCAACGAGCCCAUCCCGACCAACGCACUCGAGAGGCCGAGCGCCAACGACGCGCAGGUGCUCAUGUGGAGGCCCAAGUGCGGCCCCUGUGUCGUGGUCAUCCCGCCCAAGCAGUAGGAGUCACCAACUGCCGGGCUGUAUAGAUGCCCGGCUGUUCAUCUGUCUGGCUGGUCGCUUGUCUGGCUGUAGAGCUGCCCGGCUGUCUGGCUGCCUGUCUGUUCAGCUGCCCGGCUGUUCGGCUGUCAUGCUGUAUAGCUGCCCGGCUGUUCAGCUGUCCGGCUGGUCGGUUGUCUGGCUGGUCGGUUGUCUGGCUGUAUAGCUGCCCGGCUGUCUGGCUGCCUGUCUGUUCAGCUGCCUGGCUGUCCAGCUCUUUAGCUGUUGGGCUCUCUGGCUAUCCGAAUGUCCAGCUCCCCGGGUGUCGGAAUGUCUGGCUAUCCGGCUGUCUAUCGUCUUUCCAUAGCCAUCUUCAGUGCCAUUUGUCUUCAACGCCAAUUGCGCACGGCGCCAGCAUUCAGUGCACAAAGCAGCAGGAACUCCAGCGUGCCUCCGAAGCAUUCCGAUAUGUCACAGGUAUCAGGGUGCUGCGAAUGUGAAACUCAUAUGAGACUAAAAUGCCGACGCGGGGAUAUUAUUGGGAAGGAAUAUGCCUGGCGUCUGUGAGAUUGUGAGGCGGUCUUGCCUUACGAUGCCACUACCAUUAGAGUGUUAGAGCGAUGUUUGACUUGCGAGUUGAUAAUUUAAUUUAAAAAUAGACGAAGGACGUUUCUCUCUCUCUCGGAUGGAAGCUGCUUGAGCACAAAGUACUGUACAGGAGAAAAUAGUGGAGAAAAUAAUCUUCAAGACAAUCAUGGACUGCAAUGUGACAAGGCAAAGCAUGUCCCGAUAUAAAAUGACAUUUUAAUGGACGUCAAUGCUGAACUAUUUGUGGAGUUGUUUUUAUUCGCAAUUAUAUUUUGAGAGAAAAAAAACAUAAGCAGUAAACGCAAUUUAACGGAUGAUCUGAACACUGAAAUGUGAACACGGGUUGAAUGUGAUUGAUGAGAUUGUUGAUUUUUAACGGCACCCGGAAUUACAAUCACUGCCAUCCUCAAAUGUGUAUUUGACACACACACACACAACACACAGUAUGGCACAACAACUCAACUGUGAUUGCAGGGCGAGCUGUUUCAAAAUUACACUCACAAAGAGGAAGAUUCGACAAUUUACAACCGCGCACUUAUGCGGAGGAAAACAGGAUGGAAAUCAUCCGCAAAAAAAUUCGACAAGGUAGCAUCGCGAUUUUGAAAGCCUCCCUUGCAUCUGUGAAAGGGCAAGUCCACAAACAUGGCUCAAUUAUGUAUUGUCUCUCAACCGCAAUGAACAGGAUUAUAUGUGGCAUUCGUUACAUUGCUUUUGCCCAAGGCCAGAUGUAAUUUGCAUAGGUCAUUGCGAGCCAAGAUUAGUGGUUCUUUUACAGCAUGAUCUAAUGUGUCAAGAGCUUCUCUCUCUCUCUCUCACAUACACACAUGCUUCCGUUCUGCUGACAAACCUGAGCAGGCCACGGAGGUCAGGGGAAAUUAUCGCGUGCAAAAACUGCUGACUUAUUUUUGGUGCGCGCGCGCGCGUGUGUUUGUGUGUGUGAAAUUCAAUCACUGUGACCAACUUUCUUCCCCGUUCUUUUUUUUUAUUUCCGGCCCGUGAAAUGAUGCUUUAAGGCCCUGGCCGUGAAGGGCUUUCGCACCUGACAGCCGGGGAGUGGCUCAUUCGCAGAGAGCGGUAGGGGGUGGUGGUGGGGGGGGGAGGAGGAAGAAACGGGCCCAAUUUUUUCCGAGGCGUCACGAUCCACACCGCGUCGGCACCGCCGCUACACGCGGACGUAGUCAAACUCCACCCCCCCCCCCCCCCAAAUUAAUUUCUUCGAGAUAAAUGAAUGCGCUUUGUCCUCUGGUGAGAACUGAUUAAAUAUGAAUGUAGCCGCUUACGCUCCCUCGUCGACGGCACGCCACGAACCCCGCAAGUGGUGUCCCCCCCCCCCCUCCCUUCGUGGAACUGGAGCCAUACUGACAGAUGCGUGUGGGGGGGGGAGGGGGGCUUAGUUAAAUUGCCAAAGUUUUCCCUUUGCCCACGUGGGGUGGAGCGGUGGUGGCAGUGGCCCACGUGCUGCGCUGUUAACCGAAGCAACUUGCCGAGUUCGAUUCCCAGCCAACGGUUAACGGCGGAGGCGACGAUGUCUGAAAUGGUCUCGCGCGUGCCACGGAUUUAAUCACCAACCGCGCACUAACUGGCCUGGUGAAGUGCAGUCAAACGAUUCCCAUUAUAUCGACGUGGAGUGGGGGAGGCCUUCGUUCCAUGGGCGGAUUGACAGAGGGCUGUGAAUCGUCCAAAUGUUGAUUGUUUCCUUUGUAAGGGGGGGCGGGGGGGGGGACGUGACUUAGCCUCGAGACUUGGCCCAGUGUGUUAAUGUUGUCACACUGUGCAAUUCACGAGGAACAAGCCAGCGGAUGUUUUUCUUCUUCUUGAAUCUGAUGUCGAGGCAAACGAAUUCGACGCACGUAACGAUCACUCGCAAUCACUCGCAGACUUCACGUUCGAUUCCUGGGUUAAAUUCAACGAAAAAUUCGGCUGAUUUUAAUCGAACUCCAAGGUUACAACCGCUCACCUGGAAUGACUGUACUGAAUAAGCGUUUUUCAGAUGUAUUUAUUUAUGCCAUUACUAAUGUUAACUGUGAUUUUAGUUAUUUAAAUAAUGCGUACCAUUGCAUGUUUACGCAUUCUAAUUAUAAGGAGGUGGGUAGGUGUACAAGAUCACAUCACUUACGCGAGCAAUAACUGCAUAACAACAAAUCCUGGCCUGCAUUUCGUAUUCAGAGUCCGUGUAGUUCCAAGCCUAAACUAAAAAAUACACAAUUUUUUUACUCAAACUAUUUUCAUUUUACCAGGUAAGGCCCACUGAGCUAUGUCAUUUUUUUCAGAAGCGAUCUGGCCACAAAUAAUAGCUCAACGAAGUGGCUUAUCACGUGGAAAUUUAUAGCAGCCAAAAACACUUUAACCGCAUGGCGAUGUUAAUUCUAAAUGUGGAGGGAAAACCCGGAGGACCCAGAGAAAAAAAAACACGCGACCAGGGGGAGAGAGAGACACCGCAAACUCCAAAUACACAACAGGCGUCAGGGUCGGGAUCAAACCUACGACCUCCUGCAUACCAGGCGAGGGAAUUAACAUCUCUCAUUGUCCAGCGACGAUGCUAUGCAUGCAGCCGUGGGUUUUUUGUAAUAAAUUGUUUUGUAUAUAAUUUAAUUGUGACCGAGAGGGCUAUUGUCUCAUGUUAACAGUAGAAAAAAAAUAUGUACUAUACGGUAACUAUAAACAAUAAUAAACAUGAAUUUGCAGUACUCUUGUUCAAUCCACUUCUGGAUGAUGUGUCACUCAGGAGGAAAGGACGGGGGUGGGUUUAUUUGACCAUACUUCACCGCGCUGUGCAGGGCCGGUGAAUGGGGAUACCCAAGACCAGUUGAGAUAUUCGCCACCGAUGUUAGCCGUGACCGGGCAUCAAACUCAGGUAAGCUGAGUUCAUAGCGCAGCGUGCUAAUCACUGCGCCACCACUCCUCCUUCUCUACACCCCCCGUAUCAGCAUGGCGUCACGUGAUUAAACAGCUAUCGUGAGUAACUUGUGUUCAGACUUGUCCUUCAUCCAGCAGUGGAUUGAAAAAUGGACUGUAGAAAGGGACUGUAGAACUAACGCAUAUUCAUCACGUGCAUAAUAUAUAUAUGUACAAAUGUGAAAAAAGCUAUAUGGCUCAGUGAGCCUACCUUGUAGAAAAAAUAUAUAUUGUAUUUUUUCAUAGAUUAAUCGACGUCGCUGAUUGUAGUGUUUCAUGCCCGCACGGCGGUAAUGCAUCUGGAAGGUGUUGUGAGUGGGUCCGCGAUGCAUGCGCGUGGGCAAGUGAAUCGAUGAGUCACACCAAACCA
Molecule: messenger RNA, 4789 nt
Organism: Lethenteron reissneri (Far Eastern brook lamprey)
Lineage: Eukaryota; Metazoa; Chordata; Hyperoartia; Petromyzontiformes; Petromyzontidae
Product: protein FAM78B-like
Source: RefSeq, a predicted model, not a curated record